This is a messenger RNA of Vigna radiata var. radiata (mung bean), 1178 nucleotides long. RefSeq lists its product as uncharacterized. The record is from RefSeq and is a predicted model, not a curated record. Lineage: Eukaryota; Viridiplantae; Streptophyta; Magnoliopsida; Fabales; Fabaceae. The transcript is spliced from 2 exons. Bases 244 to 627 code for a protein of 127 amino acids.
UUUUUCAACCAAUCCAAAACCCUUUUUCUUAUUUCCCUUCAAUCAUUAUAAUUACAUAAAUACAUCAUCAAGUUCACUUUUUCUCUCUUAUGAUCACAACAAGCUAAACCAUUUCUCUCACCCUUUCUUUCUUCAACCAUCAACGUUAUCCAAUUGCCUCCUUUUUAUAUAUUUCUAUUCUGUUUCGCCGGAUUUUCAGGAACAACAAAAACAUAAGCUAAAACAAAAAAACAAGACACGAUCAUGAGAGGAACAAGAGGAGGACACCAAGACCAACAAUCUCGCGCCUUGUACGACCUCUCCGCUCUCGUUCUCAACCUCAUCCGAUCGCCUCCCACGCCGUUGCCCUUCUCCCAUAACGUCCCGCCGGGGGCGUCUCGGCGAUCGCCGCCGCCUCAGAUAUCGCCGGCCGGGUUCGCAUCGCUGCUGCUGGGAAUCUCGCUGGCUCUGAUGCUUUGUGGAUCGGUGACGUUCUUCAUCGGGUUCGUGUUGAUGCCGUGGGUUCUGGGAUUGGUGAUGCUCUUCUACGUCGCCGGAAUCCUCUCCAGCCUAUCCGUCUUCGGUCGCUCCAUUCUCUGCUACGCCACCGCGCCACCCUCGCCGCGUAAGGACAUUCCCGCGUGGUAGCUUAAUGAAGUGACAAAUGAAGAAUGAAAAAUGAGAAGGAUGGUGGGUUUUGUGCUACCUCAGCAAGACAUUAUUAAAGAUUACGAAGCUUCUCCUUUUAGCAGACGCAGGAAUCGUGAUAUUUGGUGGAUGUGGCUUAUCUCUGUGCAUAAGAAAUAGCUUUGUAAAUUCUGAAGAAUUAAGGAAACACUGUUACCUUGUUUUAUUUUGGCACGUAGCUUGCUAAUUUCUCAAGCAUAGGCUGUUGAAUAUACCUUUGUUCAGAUGUAGAACAGAAAGAGAAGGAAAAUAUGAUUUGAUUCCUGAGAAACAGGGUUUGCAUUGGAUCAAGAAAUGUUUUUUUGGAAUCGGAUGGUUGUUGUGUUUGAUGAUGUCUGUUGAAGCUGUAUAUAACUGAUACCAUUGAUUUACAUGUCGUAAUUGCUCCGUGCUAUCGAGGGUAAUUGAUGAACGAUGAAGUUUAUUAUCUUGUCACUGAUUAAUACCAAAUUUAGGUUUUUGUUGCCAAAAUGAACUUAUAAUCCACCCAAUAUCUGUAGUUCUGAUGGGAA